This is a messenger RNA of Pogoniulus pusillus (Red-fronted tinkerbird), 2849 nucleotides long. It is a transcript of the gene SSBP4, whose product is annotated as single stranded DNA binding protein 4. Gene Ontology annotation, cellular component: nucleus. Lineage: Eukaryota; Metazoa; Chordata; Aves; Piciformes; Lybiidae. The record is from RefSeq and is a predicted model, not a curated record. Gene Ontology annotation, molecular function: single-stranded DNA binding; protein binding. Gene Ontology annotation, biological process: positive regulation of transcription by RNA polymerase II.
CCGCCGGGGCCGGGGCCGGGGCCGGGGCCGGGAUGGCGGCGGGGAGCCGGGAGCGGCACCGGGGCCGCUGACAAGCGGGGGCCGGGUCGCCUUCCCCCCCACCCCCCCCAGCAUGUACGGCAAGAGCAAGGGCUCCGGUGUGCCCUCGGACGGCCAGGCCCGGGAGAAACUGGCACUGUACGUCUAUGAGUACCUGCUGCACGUGGGGGCCCAGAAAUCGGCCCAGACCUUCCUGUCAGAGAUCCGAUGGGAGAAGAACAUUACCCUGGGCGAGCCCCCCGGCUUCCUGCACUCCUGGUGGUGCGUGUUCUGGGAUCUGUACUGCGCCGCUCCCGACCGCCGGGAGACCUGCGAGCACUCCAGCGAGGCCAAAGCCUUCCAUGACUAUAGUGCGGCGGCGGCCCCCAGCCCGGUGAUGGGGAACCUGCCCCCCGGGGACGGCAUGCCGGGGGGGCCUAUGCCCCCUGCCUUCUUUCAGGGACCCGCGGGCUCUCAGCCAUCGCCCCACGCCCAACCUCCACCCCACACCCCCGGGGCCCCCCCCAUGCUGGGGCCGCACAGCCAGCCCUUCAUGUCCCCUCGCUACCCUGGCGGCCCCCGGCCCCCGCUCCGGAUGCCCAACCAGCCCCCCGUGGGUGUCCCUGGCUCCCAGCCGCUGCUGCCCAGCGCCAUGGACCCAGCCGCACGCCCACAGGGGCAUCCUGGCAUGGGGGGCCCGAUGCAGCGAAUGAACCCCCCGAGGGGCAUGGCUGGGAUGGCCCCACAGACCUACGGCAGCGGGAUGCGGCCCCCCCCCAGCUCGCUGGCCGGCCCGGGCAUGCCUGCCAUGAACAUGGGCCCUGGGGGCCGCGGGCCCUGGCCCAACCCCAACGCCAACUCCAUUGCCUACUCCUCCUCAUCCCCUGGGAACUACGUGGGCCCUCCUGGGGGGGGUGGCCCCCCCGGCACCCCAAUCCUGCCCAGCCCUGGAGACUCCACCAACUCCAGUGAGAACAUGUACACCAUGAUGAACCCCAUCGGGCCCGGGGGGAGCAGACCCAACUUCCCAAUGGGACCCGGCCCUGAGGGUCCCAUGGGUGGCAUCAGCGCGAUGGAGCCGCACCACAUGAACGGGUCCUUAGGCUCCGGGGACAUGGAUGGGCUGCCGAAGAGCUCCCCCAGUAACCUGGGGGCGCUGAGCAACCCCCCCGGCACGCCGCGGGACGAGGCGGAGCUGAGCAGCAACUUCCUGAACCCCUUCCAAAGUGACAGCUACUCGCCCAGCAUGACCAUGAGUGUGUGAGCUCAGCGCCGAGGCCGCCGGCAGCCACCGCCCCCCCCCCCCACCCCGAACCCCCCCCCCCGAGAAAAAAACUCUCCAGAAGGAUUCACGAAGCCCUCCCCCCCCAACCCCCCCCUCAAAAACCAAACCCAAACCGAGGCAAAAAGGCAGAACUGAGACUCGCUCACAGGCCAGGAGGGUCCUGUGCCCCCCCCCCCCGCCAUGGGUAAGGGACCCCCUCCCCCCCCCCAGCACUGGGACCCCCCCACAUUGUCGCUGCCCCCCCCCAGGUUGGAGGCAGGUACUGAGUUGGGGUGCAGUAAGGAGGCUCUGGGGCUGGCUUUUCCCCCCCCCCAUCCCGGGUGGUGCCAGACUUGGGGGGGGGGGGGGAUCUGGGGGGCAUUUUAUGGCACUGUGCUCCCCCCACACACACUCUCGAAGUGGGGAGGGGGAUUUAUUUGGGGGGGGGGGGUGUUAGUUCAUGGCACUGAGCCCCCUCCCCUCGCUGCCUGGCAGUGGUGCCAGCAGCACCCCCACACCCCCGGCACGGGGAGGGGGAUUUUAUUUGGGGGGGGGGGCCCAGCACUGCCCUCUCCCUCAUGCAAUUAGCUUGAAUGCUAAUAAGCCAAGCCCCCCCCCCCCCGUCUGGGAGGGUCUGACCCCCCCCCAGGUCCUGCAGUGCCCUCCCUGCUGGGCAGUCUAGGGGGGGGGACAUAGCCAACCCCCAGCCCCCGAGGUGCGGGGGGGGAGGGAGGGAAGAGGAGGGAGCAUAUUGCCAGCCCCCCCCAGUGCAAGUGCAGACCUCCCCCAAGCCAGGGGUACCCCAGGCUAGGCGGGGGGGGGGUGGGGGUGUGAGGGGGUGGGGGAGAUGCUAAGCCAUAGUGUGUCCCCCUCCCUCUGCACUCCUGCCCCCUCCCCAUCUCCUCCCCCCCCCCCCCCAAGCGCUCUAUAGGGCAGGCCCCAGUGCAGAGAGCAGCCCCCCCCCAGCCCCGGGGUGAGGGGAGGGGUCCCUGGCCCCCAGCCCCAGUCUGUGUGCUCAGCCAGCACUGUGAUCCCCAACUCCAGCUCCCCCCACCCCCGAGUGCCAGACCGGGGCCCUCCCCCACCCCCCCCUACCUUUGCCCCCCCCCGCCCAAGCCCCCCCCUGUACAAUUUUACUAUGAAGGACAUUUUUUUGGUGUGGAUUUUUGGUUCUCUUUUUUUUUUCCUCCUCCUCUUUUAUAACAGAAAGGACCUCAAACUGCCCCCCCUCAGCCCCCACACCCCCCUCCCUCCCCCCCAAACCAACCCUGCGCCCGGGACCCCUCCCUCUGUACAGCCCCACACCGAGAGGGGACCCCCACAUUGUGCCCCCCCCCCCCCCGCCCCUGCCCCUAGGGGUAGUGCCCACCAUAGACGUAGUGGUUCUGUGUAGGGACCCCUCCCCCCCCCCCCCCAGUUUUUAGUCCUCAGAGCCUUUAGUGCUUAUGAAAAUAAACUGGGGGGCACAUCCCCCCCCCCCCAAUACCAAAACACACAACCCCCAGCCCCCCCCAACAAAAACAAUUCCCCCCCCCAUCAAUAAAUGUAAUUUGAUUCUUUUGCAGAA